AUGAAAAUUGGGCCAUUUUCUCAACUAAUGGGAAUGAUGCCUAGUUUUAGUCAAGACUUUAUGUCGAAAGGUACAGAACAAGAGUCUAUGGCAAGACUAAAAAACGUAUAAUGACUAUUAUACGGACAGUAUGAAUGUUACAGAAUUGGACAACAGAGAUGGUGCAAAAUUAUUUAGUAAACAACCAGGCAGAAUUGUAAGGGUAGCAGAAGGUUCUGGAGCAACAGAAAAAGAAGUCAAAGAUGUAGUUACACGAUAUAGAAAAUUCGAGGCAGGAGAUAUGUCUAAAAAUGUGAAUUCAAUACAAAUGGCAAAGAUGAUGGAUCUCAGAGUUUUACAUCAAAUGGGUGGAUGA
Molecule: messenger RNA, 355 nt
Organism: Heterotrigona itama
Lineage: Eukaryota; Metazoa; Arthropoda; Insecta; Hymenoptera; Apidae
Source: the annotation of a GenBank genome assembly